This is a messenger RNA of Zonotrichia leucophrys gambelii, 20022 nucleotides long. RefSeq names its product guanylate cyclase 1 soluble subunit alpha 2 (gene GUCY1A2). Gene Ontology annotation, biological process: cGMP biosynthetic process; response to oxygen levels. The record is from RefSeq and is a predicted model, not a curated record. Gene Ontology annotation, cellular component: guanylate cyclase complex, soluble. The transcript has 8 exons. Lineage: Eukaryota; Metazoa; Chordata; Aves; Passeriformes; Passerellidae. Gene Ontology annotation, molecular function: heme binding; guanylate cyclase activity. Bases 38 to 2188 code for a protein of 716 amino acids.
CCCGCCGCCGCCCCGCGCCCGGCCCGCCCGCGGCACCAUGUCCCGCCGCAAGAUCUCGUCAGAGUCCUUCAGCUCGCUGGGCUCGGACUGCCCGGAGACGAGCCCCGAGGAGGAGGGCGAGUGUCCCCUGUCCCGCCUCUGCUGGAACGGCAGCCGCAGCCCCCCCGGCCCCGCUGACAUCCCCUUCGCCGCCGCCGCCGCGGCCAGCGCCGGGGCGCGCCGCGCUCCGCGCCGCCGGCGGGUCAACCUGGACUCGCUGGGCGAGAGCAUCCGCCGGCUGACGGCCCCCGCGCCUCAGACCAUUCGGCAGACUCUUCAAAAGACACUGCAGUACUUUGAGCAUCAAGUUAUUGGUUACAGAGAUGCAGAGAAGAAUUUUCACAAUAUAUCAAACAGAUGCUCCUAUACAGACUGCUCUGGCAAUGAAGAAACUGAAGAUGUCUCAGGAAUUCUCCAGUGUACGGCUAAUGUGCUUGGUCUGAAGUUUGAGGAAAUGCAAGAGAAGUUUGGGGAGGAAUUCUUCAAUAUCUGCUUUGAGGAGAAUGAGAGAGUGCUUCGAGCUGUAGGUGGGACCCUUCAAGACUUCUUCAAUGGCUUUGAUGCUUUGCUGGAGCAUAUUAGAACUUCAUUUGGAAGACAGGCCACCCUGGAAUCUCCUUCUUUCCUAUGCAAAGAACUCCCUGAAGGCAAUCUCAUGCUUCAUUAUUUUCACCCGCAUCAGAUUGUGGGAUUUGCAAUGACAGGAAUGAUAAAAGCAGCAGCAAAGAAGAUUUACCGCUUGGAAGUGGAAGUAGAACAGGUCACAAACGAUAAGUUGUGUUCAGAGGGGACAAACCCAGGUAACUGCAGUUGUUUGACUUUCCUUAUCAAAGAACAUGAAAAUGCAAAUACCACAAAAGCACUUCCACCAGGAACUUCCCAGUCCCCCUUAGACCUGAGGAUUAGUAUCAGCACCUUCUGCAGAGCUUUCCCCUUUCACCUGAUGUUUGAUCCAAACAUGCUGGUUCUCCAGCUUGGAGAAGGUCUUAGGAAGCAGCUGAGAUGUGACACUCAUAAAACGCUGAAAUUCCAAGAGUGCUUUGACAUAGUCUCUCCUAAAAUCAGUGCCACAUUUGAACGAGUUCUCCUGAGGUUAUCUACACCCUUUGUCAUCCGGACCAAACUUGAGGAUUCUGAUUCUGAAAGUAAAGAUAAGGUGAUGGAAAUUAAAGGACAAAUGAUUCAUGUGCCAGAAUCAAACUCUAUAUUGUUUCUGGGAUCCCCCUGUGUGGACAAGCUGGAUGAGCUGAUGGGCCGAGGCCUCCAUCUUUCGGACAUACCUAUCCAUGAUGCUACUCGUGAUGUCAUACUGGUUGGGGAGCAAGCAAAGGCACAGGAUGGCUUGAAAAAACGAAUGGAUAAGCUGAAGGCAACACUCGAAUGUACACACCAAGCCCUGGAAGAGGAGAAAAAGAAAACAGUAGAUCUCCUUAUUUCUAUUUUCCCUGAAGAGGUGGCUCAGCAGUUGUGGCAGGGGCAGCAGGUUCAGGCCAGGAAGUUUGAUGAUGUGACCAUGCUCUUCUCGGACAUUGUUGGCUUCACUGCCAUCUGUGCCCAGUGCACGCCCAUGCAGGUCAUCAGCAUGCUCAACGAGCUCUACACGCGCUUCGACCACCAGUGUGGAUUCCUUGACAUCUACAAGGUGGAAACAAUAGGUGAUGCGUACUGCGUUGCAGCAGGGCUCCAUAAGAAAAGCCUUAGUCAUGCCAAAGCCAUUGCCCUGAUGGCACUGAAGAUGAUGGAGCUUUCAGAAGAGGUUCUUACUCCAGAUGGAAGCCCAAUUAAGAUGAGGAUAGGCAUUCACUCAGGUUCUGUGCUGGCCGGCGUCGUCGGCGUGAGAAUGCCGCGCUACUGCCUCUUUGGGAACAAUGUCACCCUGGCGAGCAAGUUCGAGUCAGGGAGUCACCCACGCCGCAUCAACGUCAGUCCCACCACGUACCAGCUCUUGAAAAAGGAAGAAAAUUUUAUUUUUAUCCCUCGUUCCCGUGAAGAGCUUCCAGAAAACUUUCCAAAGGAAAUUCCUGGGAUCUGUUACUUCCUGGAGGUCAGAAGUGGUCAGAAGCCGCCAAAACCUUCCAUCCCAUCUGCCAGAGUGAGAAAGGUGUCUUACAACAUCGGCACCAUGUUCCUCCGGGAGACCAGCCUAUGAGGCCUGCUGCAGAUCAAAGACUUGUCAAAAAAGCACAAGCCCAGAACUGGGUCAUGACAGGGGAGUUGGAGGUUCUUUGUGUUUCGCUGCCUUCUUCUGAACAGGCAGUUAAAGCUCCAUGUAAUGUCAGGCAAUAAUCAUUUUAAAAGGUGGGUAACUGCUGUCGGUAAACAAAGAGGAGAUAGGGAAAAAAUAUUAAACAAUGUACUUCCACUUCCAGAGGAAUUUCUUUCAUAAACUUCAGUCUGGCCCCUCUAUGGCAAACAAAACAACGAAACAAAACCCCAACUCUCAAAUUAGAGGUUGGUCUUGUUUUGUGCAGAAAGGGUGAUGGUUCUCUGUAGAUUUGCACCAGCUAAGCAGAAUUGAGAGUCAGUUCUGAUUAUGCAUUCCUAUAUUUAAUGUGUUCUUCAGUAAGGUAAUGAUGUUUUUUAACUUUAUGAACAAGCAUUUCAUACAUAUACUGUAGAGCUAUUGUAACCUUCCUGGCAGGAGGAAUUAUGACUCAAUACAAAUAUUGUAGGAAUUUUACCUAUUUUUAUACAUAUUUCACUUUCUGGAUAAUUACAUUCCACAUACUGUAAGCUGAGUGAGCUUAGAUAGCUUUUCAGAAGAAGUUACUGUAUAUUUCAUACAUUCUACCUAUCAAACCUUAUUGUUAUACAAGUGGGAAGAAGGCAUUUCUUGACUUUUUUGGCAACAAAAAAAAGAAUCAAUAUUUACAGAAUAAAACCCCCACUUUGAUAAAUCACUUUAUCUUGUUUUUAUGCUAAAGCUUUAGAUGAGCACUGUCUUCUUAUAUAAAAUAACGUUCAGUAUUUGUCCUACAGUGUUGUAUGUCCAGUCCUUCCAGGACAAUGUAAACAAAGUUCAGAAGAUCAAUGUAUGGACAAACAGAAAAGUUCUCUUGUUUUCCCUCUAAAUUAUCAGCCAAACUGAUCUUCAGUAAAAGCCCUGAACUUCUCUAAAAUUUUGGUCUUGUGAAAACUUAUUCUGAGGAAUUCCAGCAGACACUGGAAGAUCUCUGGAUGGUUUUCCACAUUUUUUUUUAAUAGGACUUGUUCUCCUAGUCCAGAUUGAUAGUUGAAAAUCCAUUCUGUUAAUAAUGAUUGUUCAUUUGGAAACUUCCUCUGUUGUUGGAUUGGCUGAAAGUCCACUGCUUUAUCUAGCUGAGAUCAAAAGAACCUCAGAAAGGGAAAGGCAGUACUUUUCCAGGUUUAAUGCAAAUGGCAGUUCAAGAUUUUUGUUAGUCCAAGACAAUAAAAAAAAAAAGGAAGAAAACAAAACCAAAAAAACAAACAAAACCAAAACCAAACAAGCAAAAAAAAAAAAAAAAGGCCUAUUAUUUGCUGUUGAAAAUUAAUACAGUAUUAUUGUCUUCAAUUAAUCCAGUUCAAGCAAGAUGUGUAUCUGGAACAUUUUCAGGCAUUUUUUAUUUCUCAGGUUUUCUUUUUCACAAGUAGUGGUGGUCAGUUUUCCUGUGUGGUGUGCUGCCUUUGGAUCCUGCUGGGGUGGGUGAUGUUGUUGUGAGCUUGCAGAUUGUUAGUUAAAAUCUGUGCCGUGGUUCCAAAGUGGCUUAGCUGCACGUGGGCCUUUAAUCACUUCAAUCAAAGAUAAGGCUCAGCAGCAACUAGGAGGCAUAAGAUACUCUGCAUUUCUCUAAUUCAGAACAGAAAUUAGUUUGCUUAUGUAUUUAGUAGUCACAACAUGAGGCACCUCUUGAAAAUAAGUAAAUAAAUUUCACUACAUUUCAAGAUUGUCCAGCUGGAUCUUUCUGUGCAGGGAAUGACAGUUCUCUAUUUCUCCCCUUUGACCAGUAGCCCCUGUGAGUCAGCAUGGCACUGCUAGCCUGUGCUGAGAAUGUUUCAGAAUUCUUUUCCAUGAAGCCUUUCUGGAUGAUAAAGGACUGUCUUGAACCUUCACCAACUUCAGCAGUCAGACAAUGUCUGAACUUAUUGUGCAGGGGUCAGUUCUUCUUUGUGUAAGGAGGGUAGAUGCAUGGAAAUUAGCCCCAAAAUCUAUUUUAAUGCAAAUUUCCUCACUUUCUAGUGGGAUACUGAUGUUAAAGAUUUCUUCCAUUGGGAUUAGAGCAUUGUUGAGAUUAGAGUUAUUAUUUUUUCAUCUACCUUGAUAAACAGCAUAUGGAGUUUUGUGGUCUAUCUAAAAAAUUACUUUAGAAAACUGUUCAAUUUGAGAUUGUGAAAUUUCCAUCCAAAUUACAGAUCUGAGAAUUUCCUGCACAAGUUUUAGCCUAUAGCCAUUAGUUUGCACAUACACAGGAUGUAGCAUGCAUUUUUUUACCCUGGGAACACCAGUGAGAUGUGUAAGAAUCAGAAAUGGAUCAAAGUUCAUGUUUCACCACUGAAAGAGGAAUGUCACUUCCCAGCUAAUAAAUCCAUAGUUCUGAUGUCAUUACUCAGUUCCCUAGAGUGAUUUUUUUUCAAAUAGUCAUUAGUAGAUUUAGAUUUCAGUCUGACUUCUCUGGCACAUCUUCAUUGUUCAGUAGUUGCUGAUGUCAGAGUCCCAACCUAUCUGUCAAGCUCUUUUUCUCUUCUCCCCACCCACACUCCUAUGUGAAGAGUACAGAUUUUGAGGUUUAGACCAAAAGCUUGUAGUUCAAUAUCUUGUCUCUUACAGUUGUUAGUAAGAAAUGUCUAGGUUAAUUCUGCACCUGAUCUUGAUAAUGGAAACGUUUUCAUAGCAAAUGAUGGAUAAAUGCUAGUUUUACUGGCAAAAUGGAGAAGCAAUCAAAACCAGUUUGUAUCACCAUCCUCAUCCUCUCAGAGACUUUUUGUUGUAUAAGGAGACUUAAAAUCAGAGAGAUCUGUGUGGGAACUGGUACCACCAUUGGUAGUGUUUGCAAAUAAAUCAUCUAGCUCCCCAAAUGAGAGUACACUGACUGUAUAAAAAUACACAGUCUUUGUUUUUCAUAAGCUUAUGUAAAGUUAACAUAUCUGGAACUGCAGAUGCUAGGUAUUACGUUAUUUGUGUUAUGAUGAGGGAUGCUAAUGAAAAAAGUGUGGGCUCUCUGGGGACAUUUUUCUAUGUCAAUGUGAGGAAAGUGUAAAACAAACUCUCAGCACUUUCUAAAUUAGUAGUUGCAUCUGCUGCCUUUCAUAUUCGGUUGCAAGCUUAUUUUUUUUUGGACACCUUUACAAAGUGAAGUGGAACUUAUUAUCAAGAUUGAUGUUGUCAUGUCAAUUAGGUGGUAGUCAGACUCAACAUUUCUCCAACAACGCUUACUUUUAGUGAUAGAGAAAAGGUUCUUAUUUUCCUGGCAUUGUCUUAUAAAUAGAAAGGUUCCCAGAAUUCUGUACCUUGAGAUGAUGAGGUGAAGAGGUUAGAGGUGCUGAAAUGGUUACAGAAAUAAUAUACUCUAGUUGGAAUUUUCUUUCAACUUUUUACUUCCUAUAAAACAGAGGAUCUUUGGCUCCUCUGAGUAAGAAUUUGCAUUCUGGUGUUUCUUCUCGUAGCUGCAAGAAGCCACAUCUGCUGUCUUGAGUUUCUGUGCAGAACAAAUCUACCCUCUCUGAAAAGAGAAGGAGGAGAUCUAUUUUGUAUUGCAUGUAGAAUUCAAAGGGAAGGUGAUGUGAGGAUCCCCCUACUGGGUUCAUCCAUCUCUUUGUGGCCAGUUGCUUGUACAAAGGCCAAAGUAAAGAGAGUCCACAGCCAUUUCCCCAGAACACUUUUUACAGAUCUCGUGUCAGAUUCUUCCAUCUGUUUGAAGCUCUCCAUCACACAGGCCUUUCUGUGAUGCAGUUCAUAGAGAUCAUGAACUCAGAGCAAAAGGGAAAUAGUGAUGAAGUGGUAUGGUGGUGGAAAAAUUUUGUUUUGCAUCCCUCUGGUAAAAUUUGCCAUUCAAAGACAAAAGCCUCUGCAUGGGAGAAUUGCUACUAAGCCAGGACUCUCAAAGUAUGGUUUUCUUGCAAGAUCCCAAAGGAUAUUUCAGUUUUAAUUUCAGAGAGCCAAUAGUCAUUAACUGUGAUUGUGGUUUUGGCUUCUCUGCUCAUUCCCACAUUCUGUUUCAGAUCUGGGUCUGUUUUGAAGCCUGGAAACACGCCUCUGCAAACAGAAAACCAAAGCUCUUAAAACCUUGGAAAUCUUGUAUGGGAAUUGCCUGUUUUGAAGAAAUGCUUGCGAUUGAGUCAUUAACAGUCCAUGGCAGUUCAUGUGUGUGCACAUGCCAUUUCACAGUGCUAUCUCCUCUUGUGCUUACAGUGUUCCCUACCAAGCCCAUCAGCAAGAUUUAACAUCCAUCUUCCAUUUUUUCCUGUAUAAAGCAAGCACUGCAAAACCAUGACAUGCUGUAUGCAUUUAAAAGUAUCAGCACUGCACUAAGAUGUAAACUCUGAUAACCAGUUUCAUAUUGUAUAUGUCUUGCUCUGAAUUGAUCCUUCUCUCAGGCAAUUUAAAAAUGAAUGGAAAAAAAAAAAAAAAAGCUGUGUUCUCAAACUGCUGUGUUGCAUUGCAAAUGAGUCUGAGAGCUGCAUUGGUUGUUGGGGCAAGCUGAAUUGCUGGACAACUUUCUGGUUCUUGAGGUGCCACAAGCUGUCACAUGUACGUGCUUCAUGCAGACAGUCCUGUCAAGGAAUCUGUAAUCCAGCAGCAGGGACAUGUGAGUUUUCCUCUUCUAGUCUGAGGCCACUAUUUCACCUCUGCUGAGUGCACAGAGCUCACUGAGGAGAGCUGAUUCCCUGUCCUAAUGCAGUCUCAGAGCUUCUGGCUUCCUUUCUGGAUUCUGGCGAUCUUUUGCAAAAUUGUGCAUGUGUAGUAUUGGAAAUAGCAGCGUGCUUAAAUUAGCAACAAAACAAGAAGCUAAAAAAAGCUUGUCAAACUCAGAGACAGUUGGUUCCUUUCCCUCGAGGUAAUACAUUAUUCAUAAUGCUGUACAGGAUUGAGGGUGCCAGUGACAGGAGAGGCUGUGGAUGAAUUAAAGAUGCUGAGUGUGCAGUAGACUCAACAAGUAGGAGUUGAUUGGCUUCUGCUACUGUUAAUAAUUCCAUCAUCUUGCAUGCUAUGUCCUGCUCUUGUCAGGGUUCUGCUCUCCAAAAGAUUUCCACUUACCUUCCCUUAGCACACUGUAUGUGACAUAGUGAAUAAUCCCUAUUGUUGUUCUAAUUAGCAUAUAUUGUUGACAUGGCUGCUUACAUCUAAAGAAUAACUGGGGUUAAAGGGCUGAUCUUACUCUUCUGGCAGCAGAGACAAAACUGCUACAGUGGCACAGCAGGCACUCACAUCCUUAGAGAGGGAAAAAAAAAUGCAGUGCAAGUUUCUACUGGUGGAUUUGGGUGAAGUCAUUGCAUGAACGGCCCAUGGCAUGUUUUUUAGCUUUCACAAGCACCAAAUUUAUCUGUGCAGAUAGGAGUUACUCCUUAACGAUGUUAUUCAUUUGCAAUGCAUGAGCAGGCUUACAGCAAAAAUCUGUGAAGUGUUUAACCUCAUACACAUGAUUGAUCUUUUGUGGCUUGGCUGUUAAUCAUGCUUGAAAGCAAGAGAGACAGUGAAACUGAGGAAUGCAGCGAUUCAGUCACAGGCAACAGAUCAUUCACCUCUGCAGAUGCUAGCUUGUUCCUGUGGCUUAGAAAGGUUGACCUCCAGUUGUCUGUGGUCCAGGUUAGUGUCACUGUGUCACUGUAGCAACGAAAUGGCCUCUGAAAACAGCAUGAGGCAUCUCAGUCUGCUUCCCUCUGGGCUAGGGUUCACAUUAGAGAGCCCGAUACAACAUGUGAUGCAAAGUGGCAACUUUGCUGGCAGCCUUAACAAAAGAAUCAGUGGAAGCAGAUGUUAAACCAGCUGUUUGCUCCAGGGAUUUUAGUUUCCAAAGGCAGAGUGAGGCUGAAUGUGUUUUAAUUCGGAGAAAAAGAAAAGAGAGGAUUUCAGAGAAACAAGUGUCUUCCUUGGCUAGUAAGGAGGCAGUGGAAUUACAUGAAUCAAGAGGGACAUGCUGAUUACCUUGGCUGCAGCAGCACCUUCAGUGUCUGGCCCUCUUUGGCAUUCCAACAAUCAAAGUUUCUUUUGAAAACUGGAGGACAGGCACUUUUCCUGUCAGGCACUUGUCCCCUCUGCUCCCUCUGCUUUAGAAAGAGUAUGAGGCUGCCUAAAUGCUUGAGUGUGCUUAAAUUUCUCAGUGACCGCGGAUGGCAAACUUAGACUAGACAUCUGUUUUUUAAGAUGGCCAAGAUAAGGGAGACUGAUCCCACUGAAUUACAUUAUUUUCAGCCCAAGUGCUGUGUCUCUGAUCUUCUGUUGUGCUGCUUUUCAGCAUCUUGCACUGGCCAGAAUAACUAGAAUCGAACUAAGUGUCAGAGGGGUAGAUAAGCAUAUUCCAAGAUAAGUGAAGUGUUACCACUGUAGCCAUGGUGACUGUUGCGAACGCGGGCUACUGCACUUCUGCAGAUCCCUCCUAGUGUCUGAACCCUUUGCAUGUGAUACCAGCACUGCCAGCACAACUCUGGGAUGCCAUGAGGAGUGUGAUUUACAAAAGGUUCUGAGCUUUGAGCCCCUAGCCCAGUUAGGCAAAACCUGUGUGCCCCAUUCGUCUGAACUGUAUGCCAGAAUGCUUGUGUAAGCCUUAUCCUGAUGGUAGUAACACAUACAGAUUCUAAAGAACAGAGGGAUAGCUGCCAGGUUAUCAUUAACGUACAUUUUUUUGUGCUUUUGUGAAUUUUUUGGCCCCAAAUUAACUUUCUAUUAGCAGAAGGUGUCACACUGAGCUUCUUGUUUUCUAGGUAAUUAUUCCUUAGCAAUACUCUCUAAUGACUAUUCUUGAAGCAAUAAGUAAAGCCAUGUUAAUCUCUUCUGUGUAGGCUCCUGUGCAACACCUAUCACCUUAACAAACCACUUUUCAGUGGGACAUUAAAUGGCAGAAUAACACCCUGAUGUGUACGGUUGGUCCUUCCAUCCUCUUCCUCAGAGAAGAGGAGGAUGUAAUGGAAUAAUUUGAUUUUUUUAAGUGGUGUUUUUUUUUUAGUUUUUUAAAAGUAUAUGUUGCUACUCACUUAAAUAAUUAAGAGCAAAAUUAGAACUAUGGACCAGAAUUAGAAAAGAGUUUUGGAUGUAAAAAGUAUUUUAAAAGACUGUCUACUAAGUAAGACUAGUCUCACAUUCUAGAUAAACAAUAGGGGUAAUAGAUGUAAGACACACCCAGGAAUGAUAAAUAGGAGUAGUAAACCAGGCAGGUAUAUGCAAUGGAUUGUUUCUGUUUUAUACACAAGAGUAAAUAGAUGCUUAAACCGAUUAAUACCCACAGAGGGCAAAUGCUGUUUAAUCCAUUUUAGCAUUUGUUUAUUACCAGUACAUCCCUAAGGUAUUAUUUUUUCCUUUCUUAAUGAGAUUGGAACAUACUGUUAAAUCAAUAUCAGAGUUUCUGAACUUAUUGCAAAAGAACAAGCUUAGGAAUAAAUAAACAUCAAGGAGAGAUUUUUUUAGAUGUGAGCCAUUGCAUGAGAGAACAGAUCACAUGGAAAAGAAAAAGGAGGUACUGACAGAUAUAAUUAUUUUAGAAGUUUCUAUGGCACUUCUGAUUGAUUGAAAUAAUUCUGAAACUGUACACUGAAAGCCUGGCAUCUCAGUUCAGAUUAUUUGCAUUUCCUAAGAAGAAGCAGGUAAUUUUUAAAUUCACAUUAAGGGUAAUAGUUCUCAAUCCCAUUUUCUCUGCUUGAAUGCAACAUUUUUCUGAAAGUUGAAUCUUUGCUGAGUGACCCUGACGUUCUGGAUGCCUAAAUAAGUUUUGGAAAUGUGUGUUGGAAAUCCCCCCUCUAAAUUAAUUCCCAUGUGCUUGUCAGUGUUUAAGGGUAUAAACAUUCUUCUCUGGAAACUUCUUGUAGGUCCUGCAAGUAUAUAAAUAAGAAGCAUCUGAAGAAAGUGAAGUCUGUGUGUAGGAGAGGGCAGCUGUACGUAGUAUGUAGAUGUGGUGCUGAUGUUAGCUUUUAUCUAUGUGGAAGCAACUCUGAGGGUAUAAGGUUGAAUUUUAGAGUCUAUAAUCCUUAAAGUUUUAGUGGAAUUGCAUGAGAAAUGCAUGAUGUUGGAGUUUUUUAUUUUGAGCAAGAGUUGAAUCUCUACUUACAGAGAAAAAUUGUGGGGGUAAAAGAAAAUCUAGAAAGCCUAAAUGCAAAAUGAAAAGAGUGUCCUGCUGUUUUGUAUUAUUUGGCUUUUCUGCAGGUAGGACUAAGAAUUCCUCCAUGAGUUUCAAUACUGAAUGCAACACUAGAUGUGAAACAGGGCAAGUGAGAUACUUUGCCAACUGGAAAUUUGGAGGUGGUAGUAAGAAUGUCUUUUAAAAAGUAUAUAGGGAUAAAUGUUAACACUUUUUUUAAAAAAGGAGACUGCUUUGCUCUGUAAGUAAAUAUUGUUUAUAAAUAUCUAAACAGAAAGAAAGCUUGGAAUAUUGUUGUAUCAUAAUAAAAAAGUACAAAGUCUGUGAGAUAAUCUGCAGUUGACACUUCCCUUUAGAAACAGGAAUAUAUUGAGUUUUCUGCACAUUCAACCAAGAGUUGUCUGUAGUAAAUUUCCAAGGAAGUGGUAUUUUACCCAGUAGCUUCUGCAGAAAUAUCAUGCAGAUUAUAUUGAGUAAGGCCAAAAUUUAAUUCCGUUGUUUAGAGAUACAGAGCAUCCCAAAACCAAGCUUUAAAUAUGCUCACUGUCAGGACAGCAUUGUGCCCUUUACUGAAGUCUAAACAAAACCCAUUCUAGAAAAAACUCCCAUCCUAAUACGUGACAUUUAUACUGCCUUGCUGAAAAUUAGGGCUUCACUAAGUUGCAAACAUUAAUGUCUUUGAUGUGAGAAUAUUCCUUAUUAUUCUUAUGUCUCACUGUGCCCAAGUUGCACUGGGGUCCUCUAGAGAACCAAGGAUUUGGGGAGUUGCUGUAAAUAUGAGUGAAAUUCAGCUGAUCUGCAUUUAAGCAUCUAAAACUUAUGUCUGGUCUGAGCUAGUCAGGUCAGUUCCCUCUACAGUCAGUGCAGACGUCCUGGCAUUUUAAAGAUUGAGCAGUCCUGGAGAAAGUGUUAGGGAUGAGAUAAACCACUGCCUUAGCUAUGCUCUUCCCUUUCCUCCCCAGUGACCACUGUGGAGGACUGGUUCAGAUUAGCUGCCAUGCUGUAGGUGAGAUAAAUCCCACUGCUGUUAAGAAUAAAAAGGUGUAAAAAAUAGAACAUCAAAUACAUAUGGAGACAAAAACACUGGGGCAAGGGCUUGGCUUCAGCCAGAGAUUCAAAGGGACAUGACAGUAAAAUUAUUAAUAUAUAAGAUUUUAGAAGUCAGACUAGGAGUUUAUUCUAGUUAUAAGAACAUCAAUUUCAGUUUAAAACUAACAAUCUGUGAUUGUUGCUAACUCCCCAAUUUUGCUCUAAGAUAGCACUAGUGUAUUAUCUGAUAUAUUCAGAGCCAAGAGCCCUCUCUCCAAACCAUUAUCUUUACUGCUCGAUUCUGUCUGGAAAUAGCUACUUAAUAAAUCCAUCCAUCCAUCCAUCCAUCCAUCCAUCCAUCCAUCCAUCCAUCCAUCCAUCCAUCCAUCCCAGAAAUGUAUAUUUUUUUAACACUGAAAUAUAAAUUUUCCUCAACAAUUUUUUUUCUGUUUUGUUUUCUUGAAAAAAAAUUGCAGGCACAGCAAUAUAGUAUACAGGUCAGUGUCUGCAGUCACUUGGGAAAGAAAGGAGAGCAGAGGGUGAGGUGCUGGCUGGAUGUUCUCUCACACUGAUCGCAGUUACUAAAGCUUCUAUCUGACACCUCUGAGUCACACUUGUGUUUGAUGCCCUUGGAGUACCCAGAUUCUCAGGAGUCAGGAACAUGUGUCAGGCUCUGAACGAGAGAGGAGUGGGAAGAACCAGGGCUGCUCCUCUGCUACACUGCCCCCAUACGUCUCUCUUCUGUUUGCAGUUGCCAUUCUGAUCCUUAGACAUCUGUGGUGAUUUUCACCGCAGUCAUGGUCCGUGGGAAAGUUCCUCUUGAGAGGAAUCAAUAGUAUGUACUCCUCCACACUGUGAACUGUUGCUCUCCAGAGAAAAGGAUUAGAAAUAGUAUUGUCCUCAAGAGCUGAGAAAACUUGCAGAUUUUCCAUGUACAGUAAACAGUUUCUAUAAUUACCAGGAAAACAAAACAGACAGGCAGAGCUGUGCAGCAGGGCCAGCCCAUCUCAUACACACUGCUGUGAUAAUGAAAUCCAAACCCUGUGGAAUUGCAGACACAUUAUUCUCACUUGCUUUAAAGGUCAGCUAAAAAGCUGAUUUCUCAAAUGGGUUCAUAGCUCUGAGACAACAUAACACUAGUCAUUUCUUCCAACAAAUUGCAGUUGUCAGAGAAACUGGAGUAGUAGCUCAUGGAGCUAAAAAUAGGCACUAUGAGCUUGCCAGAGAGGGGUGAAAUCAGUGACAGAGGUGAAGGUCCAUCAAAAUAUCAUAACAUCUGGAGAAAAAGCAUCAAAAUGGUCAACUGAAAUCAAUUUAGCCAUAAAAUUACAUUACAAAGAAUUGAAAUCACAAAGAAGAAGAAUGACAAGGUUUACUCUUAAUUCUUAUUCACCUUCUAAAUCUGCUUGCAGUUUCUGUUUUAUCUGCUGAAUCAGUUUGGCCACAGUCCCUCCAAAGUUAAGUACCACAAGUUAAGCACUGAAAGUCGUGUUAAAGCCAUUAUUUGAAUACCGAAAAUAAGUUUUUGGCUUGACAUUUCCAUCUUCUUCGCAGGAGGGAGGAGAAGAUAAUUUAUUGCUAAAUUUAUUCAACUGAAAAAUAAAAGCUAAACUCCCAAAACCCAAAUCUAAUAACAGAGCUAUAGUGAAAGAAAAUUUCCAAACCUCAGCAAAUCUUUACUAAAAAGGAGGUAAUUAUUUUUCAUUGCCUCAAACAUUUGCAUUUUAAAGAAUUCUCUUCUGUGCCAUGAUUUUGCAAGUUCAUAUUGCUUCUUGCUUGGAUUUAACAAACUAAACAAAACAAACCACUUCUUUAUUCUUAAUUCUUCUUCAAUUACUAAUUUUUUGCAGCAGGGCAAUUCCACCAUGCUGUGUAUGACCCUGAAGGAGCAGCAAUCCACUGCAGACAGAGUACCUCAGCCUGUUUAGUCAAGGUGAAAAAUUCUUCAAGGAACAGGCUGGGACUCAGCUAAGACAGGGCUGGCAGGAGUUGCGUGCUGUUUCUACUAUGACUUAAGUAAUUAUUUUUAUUAUAUAUUCAAAAGUUGACCUAUGCAUAGCUCAGGAAUAACCUUCACCACUUUCUUUACAAACUCUUCCUGUAGUAUGCGUCUUUUCUGCACACCUGUUAUAAAAUCUCUGCAUUUCAGAUCUAAGGCACUGACAAGUAUAGGGUAUAAACAAUAGCUUAUGUCAGUGAAGCAAAUCACUGUAAAAAUAUUUCUAAAGUAUUUAUGCUCAUUGUCUUUUGGAUAUCGUAUCAGCUGAAGUUCUCUUUGCAAAUUUUUGUUCUUGCAGAAGUCCUCAUUGUAAAAGAGGCCAAGAGUAAUCUUGAUUUUGGGAAUUAAUUAGCAUCAGUGCAGUUUAUCUGGCAUUCAGUGUGUCCCAUUAUUAUCAUGGUGAUGAGGUUCAGUGGUGGAACAGAAAUGUCAGGACAAGCAGCACGAGCAGUUACCUGCAUCACACGUCCUACACAUUAUCUAGGCAUUCCAUGGCAUACUUUGAAUUUUAUAGAACAUGAUGUGACUGAUUAAAUUUGCAGAAAUGUAGUUAGAGAUAAAUAAUACAAAUAUGUGGACAUUGUCUGAUAGCUGUCUUGAGAUAUUAUGGAUAUAGUGUCACCUACCCUUGGGAUUACUCUAAACCAAAUCAUGCACCUUUAGCAUCCAUCCUUACUUCAGUGAAAAGCUUGGCCAUCUUCAUCCCUUUACUUUUUAAACUUCAGUUUCUUUAAAGCCCAGAGGUCAAUGACUCAAGUAUUUUCCAGCAAAGUAUUACAAGAGAACAGUAACUGGGUUUUUUUUUUUUUUUGUUGGUUUUAUUCCCCCCUGAAUAUGAUGUGCCCCACUGCUAGGACUGACUACAUUCCUGCUGGAUAUAAGCUUGACCUUUCCCAGUUCACUAAAAUUUGCUAAAGUUCUUCUUUGCAGGAUCCCAUAGUGUUUUGAAGAGGCUGUGUGUAUUCUGUUUGUGCAAGUCACAGGUGCAACACAUAAAUAUUAAGGUGUUCUCAGAUCACCAUCCUGCAGAGUCCAACCAAUGAUUUCACAGCCACAAAUAAUCCUCUUAACUCCCUUUGCCACUUUGCUCUGCCUCUAUGGCCAACCCUAGAGAAGGAACUGAAUGCUACUAAAAAUAAUCUGCUGGUUUAUAUUUAUAUAUUUCAGUGGGAUUAGUUUGCAAUAAGCAGAAACUUUUGCAAAACAAGCUUGUAUUAUUGGCAUGAAAUUCACAGCCUGGGCCUACCAAGUCAUAGUUCAGUCUCUUCCCAAAACCUUUGAGAACAAAUUGAACUUCGCAGUAUCUCGCCUAGAAGAAGAGAUAACAGUUUUCCAGUUGUCUGGGACUGUGAUUCUGGCUCUCCCUUCUAAUCUGGAGUAAUGAAAUUCAAGAAAGUGUGAAUGGAAAGUAAUUUCUGGUACUUUGUUGAACAAUUUUUCCAGCAACCAGCUGAAAUUGGUGAUUUAACUGGUGAUUCAUUCAGGCUCAUCUUCAUUUCCUCUGAAAGGAAUGCUAGAGGACAAUUAACUUUGCUGCCUUAGAGUUGUAUCUUUCAACUUUUCCCUUUAAUUUCUGUGUUGCCAAAGUAAAAUCUGAGGGCUAAUUCCUGUCUAAGGUGGUCACAUACAUCUGUAGUAGCAGAGCCAGACAUUUGUGAAGAUGACUUGGAUAAUUGUAGGAAGAUGGAUUUCACUUGAGUUCAUGAUGCUCAGUUCUGGGAGUGGGAAUUUCAGGAAGGGUUAUGAACCACCAUUGCUGGUGUGUCGAUUACUGAGAGCAGACCAAAGGGACAGAACUGUUCAGUAGAGUACAGUUUCAGUUUCAGCUUUAUGAAUGCUGAGAAUUGCUGCUUGUCUUGUUUCAAUCUUCUCUGUUCUGGAUGCUGGAGAAAAGUAUUUCGUCCUCCUAAAAUGUGAAGAGUGACCACCUCCAAGCCUGCACUCCUGUGGAAAUGGACAAAUGUCCAUCCCCUGGUGCAAAUGCUUUUUGUGUAGUUCUGUAGUACUAUUUUAGUGUUGUCUUACAGAGCUUAUGUGAAGAGACUUGUACAAGCAUUCUGCACUGAUAAGAUUAAAACCUUGUACUAUCAACAAUGGUUGCUUAGCAUUAAAAUGAUCUUGGAUGCCAUUAUAGAGUUCUGUCAGGGUUUAGAGCACUGAGAUGUUUGUGGACCUGAAUCUGUUUGUAUGAAAUUUCUUACAGACAAAGGAUAAUCUAAUUAAUGACAGUAUUUCCAGUUUAGUAACACACAGAGGAGGUAAGGCAGUGUCCCUAGAGACUUCUGUCAACUUAAUGAUUAAGAGAUUAAUUUUAGUACUCUGUAAAUCUGAACAUUGUUUUGAAACAUCAGCCUGCGAUCAAUUGGGAGGGGAUGGGGCUGGUUAGAGUUUUGCUGUCAGAGGGCAUGAACAGAAAAGCUCAGAAAACAUAUAAGCCAGGAUCUUCCCACACUGAAAUCAAGGGAUUAAUUGCAAAAUUGCAUCUGAUUACUUGUCCUGUAACUAGCUGUUCAACAAAGGAAUCCACCUGCCAACAGAAGCAGACUCCAUACAAACUAUCACAUGCUGCAUUUCAAUUUUUUUAUUGGGAUUUGUUCGCCAGACUUAGCGGUCUGGAAGUUCCAGUAAGUACCUCUGGUUGAAAGUUGCUAUUUCAGUUAUGAUUGCUUCCCCAAACCAACUGAAUUUAUUACUAACCAAAGACUUACCUACUUGAAGAAAAAAAACAAAAACAAAACAGUAAAUUUGGUUCUGUCAUUUGUGUCUUUGACUGUGAGCAGUUGAAGUGCAUGAUGUAUGUACUAACCAGGCCUGUGCUGUGGCAUUGAACAAGUUAUUCAGGGCUGCAGCACCAGUAUAACACAUUUAGAAUUCAGUAUUAAUCCCUCCUUGGGACCAUGAGUCUAUGUAAAAAAACUUGAUGUGCCAUAUGUGUAGGCCAUGGGAAAAUUGUGUGUGCAGUGAAAUAUAUACGGUCUUAAAAGCUUUAACAUUUGUACUGCUCUUCCUAUAACAGAAUGUAUGUCUUGAUAGCUGUUGAUCCUAUGAGCUUCUGAAAAAAAAAAUGUAAUCUAAAGUUUAUUCUUCUUGUCUUAAAAUUACUGUUUUGUGUCUAACUGUUUACACAGACCUGCAUACAGCAAAGGGUCUUUCUCUGUAUGUUGCUGGGAAAUGGAAAAGCAGAUGCUAUUUGUAAAUCUUGCAGGCUUAGAGAGAUCAGUGAAUACCUUUCCUGAAUCUCCUCCUGAUAAGCCACUUCUAUUUACUAGCAAAUGCAAACAGUGCCAAUAGCCUGGGCCUUCUUUAGAGGAAACAAAACAGCCUUGUUCUGUUCCACUUCUCUUGAUGCUUCUUAUUUUAAUCUUUUUGCCUCCUUUUGAGUAGGCUUUGGUGAUACAAUUCUUCCAAAGCGUAACUGAGGACAGUUUGCCUUUCUUACCCCUUUUUUUUCAAAGCCACUGAAGGCCUCAAACAAGAAGAAGAAACUUUACAAAACUCAUGCAGGUAUGUUGUUAACAGAUAGCAGAAGGUUAAACAGCCUUCUCAGAGUAGCCCAGACUAUCUUUUAGCAGCGUGCCUGCUCUGUGCUGUGACUUGACAUCUCGCUUUCAUAGUGUGACCUGCUAUUAAUGGUGUUUGUUGCAAUGAGGUCCUUUUAGUUUGUCCUAAAAGAUUUUGCUUGUUUGUCACCAUAUUAGAAACAUAAUGUACACUCUAUAAGAAAAGCAAUAUACGAUAUACUAUACAUCUUCUAUUUCAAUGCCUCCAGUUUUAGGCUAGUAUUCAUAUCAGUGUUUAUAAUCAAAAUACAGGUUUUUCUCAUUCUUCACAGGACCAAGCAAAGUUUUGCCUCGUCUAAAUACUGACAGUAACAUUUCUAUUCAACAAAUACUCUUUUCUCAUGCUUCUAGUUUUCUUGUGAUGGGCUCCAUCCUACUGAUUCCCCAUUAAUGCAUUUGAAAGGGAAAAGUAAUGGGCUAUUUCAGUGCAUGACCUUUGCACAGUACCUGAUUCAUAAAGAUAAAUAGAUCCAAAAUUUCAUUUAUGAGUUACUAGAGAUCAGCAAAACAACAAAAAUCCUUUGAAGUUCAGCUGAGGAAAUUCUGAAGUUCUUGUAUUGCUUAUUUAGUUUUGCAUUUUUUUGAGUCUUGGUAAUGGAUAUAUUUGAUGAAGCCUUUGCCAUAACACUGGCAUCUUCACAGAAGCUGUUCUAAUUUCUGCUUCCAGUUAUAUGUGAAAGUGUACUGUAGAGAAAUUAUCUGGAUUUAAAAAAAAAUCAUGCAAGUUUUAUUCACAUCAAUUCUUGCUUUAUAUGACCGCAUCCUCUGGUAGGUAGCUCACUUUAGUUAAUUCUUGUCAUAAUAGUAGUACAGUGUCCAUAAAAAUGUUUCUGCAGUGAAACCUCACUCAAAAAUAUUUUGAUCCUGAUUGUGACCAGGAUGCCUUUAUUUCAGAGUUCAGUCACUGAAGAGGUGGUCAAAGAAGACAGAAUAUUAGGAAAAAUCAAGAAAUUUUUGUGUAUAUGGUUAAAAAAAGUGAUAUGAUGGAGAAGAAAUUGAGUUGAUUUUUUUCCUCAUUAAAAUUUGCUUAUACACAUUACAGCUGCUCAUAAAAUAUUUAUUUCUUCCUUCACUGUCUUUCUUUUGCAAUCAAAAGAUUUCCAAAGCAAAAAAGUUACCUGGUGACUUUGUACAAAUUACGUAGCAAAUGCAAUCCAGACACCAAAUCCAUCCAGACUUUAGUAGUCCCCAAGGCAGCUAAUUCACUGGAAAUCAUUGACAGAGCUUGUUCUUCUGAACACUGUAAUGACACAGUAUGAAAUGCACCAGUUCACUUACAUUGUUGGCUGCUCAAGAUUCCACCCAGACUGUAUUUAUUAUUCUUCUCCCAUUGCUUGGAAAGGAGGGGAAAAAAAAGGGAGAAAAAAGCUUAGGUCUGUGUCUCUGCAUUACUCGAGUUCUCAUAUGUGCCGACUGCAUCUGAUAGUACAUUGCAGACUUGCUUUCCUAUGACAGAGAAGAUGGUUUAUCUCUUUUGUGCUACUUUUUUUUUUCCCUGUCAGGAAUUUUUUGACAUCUCUUCAACCAUGUCAGUAACUUUUUUUGGGCUCCUCAAUGCCUGGAAAUCCUGGAUGAAAGGCCAUGCUAAACAUGUGCAGAACAAUUUUGUAUCUCAGGUGAGAAGUUUUGUAGGGAUAUUUUAGGUUUAUUGCUAGGGGCAGACCAACUUUCCAAGUUCAGUGGGCUCACCUUAUGCUGUAGAGCUGAUGUGUAAAGGCACAACACAUGUUGACAUGUAACUCAGCCAUGCAGACACAUGGUCAAUGCAGUUCAGCAUGGCAAAUCCUGAGAAAACGGAAUUUGCAGCAAUUGGAAUUUCAGAUGUUGGCAGGAGUACAUGAUUUGUACCACCUUCUCUCUCUUGUGUCAUGGAAACUAUCUAGAAAUAUAGGAAAAUAAUUAGGAAAGAAAAAAGAAACAAAUGAGGGCAAUUGUGAGGCAGAGCUCAUUUAUCAAAUUUCACAUUCCAGAGGUGGAACUAAAACCAUUCAAAUUCAGUGGUCAGUGCUGAUCAGCCGUCUCAUAGGAGUUCCAUCUCAGUUUCCAUAUGUAAAUUUCAUACUGAGCAGCUAUAAUACUGCCACGGGCAGGAGGUGUUUGGCUUUUCAAUAACCACUAAAAGAUUGGGUAGAGAUUGGUUGCUGGAGUGCUCAAUACCCAAAUACUUGCUGGGUCUUGGCAAGUGGAAUUCAGUUUCCAGCAAGGUUUUGUGGCAGGAACUUUGAAUGUUCUUGUGAAUCAGGACUGACCAGGGGUGGUCCCAAGCCUUCACAACACACGUCCAGGACCAGUUUUACACACAUCCUACACACAUGCCUACAGAUUUUAUGAAUCAGGUCUGUGAUCAAUGUUUUGAACAGUUCGUUUGCUGCAGUUUCUUGGGGUUAUUCUCUCUUGGUUUGCACUGUAAAUAAUACUGUACAUCUCCUAUUUUAUUAUACAAAUGCCAUGUGAGUUGCUUAUUUUUAAAAUGUUAUAUAGCUCUGUUAUGAUUUAUUUGCGAUGCCAUAAUACAGUAUUGAUUUAAUAUACAAUGUAUCUCAAAGGCAUGAGUGAAAAUGCUUAUAUUUUGCAAUGUCAAAUAUUUUAUUUUUGUUUUUUAAAAUGAAUACAUUUCAUCCUAUGCAGUUCCAUAAAUGUUUCUUAAGUGGCUCAUUAUGUCUGGAAAGAUUGCUUCCUCUCCAGUAGUGCAAGCAUAAGAACUAGUAUUCCUGAUCAAAAUCAUCAGAUAUAUCAUCUAGCAAUUUCAGAUUAGAAAUGUAUGUACAAAUAUGUAAGCAUUUAUAGUUAAUCAGAACAUCUAUUAUAUCUUCCUUGCUUUUCAUGUAAUGAUACAUUUUAAUCAUUUUGUAUUCUUUUUAUUUGUAAUUAUUUGUGACUCAUACACAGUGUAAAUAACAUGUUUCAUUAUGCAAGUUUUUUAGGUAUUCAAGACUACAAAAAAGUUUGUAUAUGAAAAGAAAUUGAUAGUAGAUUGGAAUGACAUAAAAUAAAGUGGUGAUGACUAUGUUCUAUUUAUACUGUUCAUUUCCAAGAUGUCUGUUAAAGAAAAAACAUUUUAUUUGCCCUUUAAUGUCCAACCAGUUAUUUGAAGUAUAUUUACAUCAAUAAAUCAUGCAAAAGUCUAUUAAAAGUCAUGAAGAAUCAUUGA